Messenger RNA from Catharus ustulatus (Swainson's thrush), 4135 nucleotides. It is a transcript of the gene CRAT, whose product is annotated as carnitine O-acetyltransferase. The coding region runs from base 32 to 2293 and encodes 753 amino acids. The transcript is spliced from 15 exons. Gene Ontology annotation, cellular component: peroxisome. Gene Ontology annotation, biological process: carnitine metabolic process, CoA-linked. The record is from RefSeq and is a predicted model, not a curated record. Gene Ontology annotation, molecular function: carnitine O-acetyltransferase activity. NCBI's taxonomy places the organism in Eukaryota, Metazoa, Chordata, Aves, Passeriformes, Turdidae.
GGCGCGCCCUCCCUGCCCACACCGGGGAAGGAUGGGUGUGCGCGAAGGGCAGAGGAGGCGUGGAGGGUCGAGACAGGAGAUCCUCCCCACCAUCUCCGGGAGGAGGCAGCGGAGAGAGGGGCCGCAACACGGCUCCGACACCGGUCUCGGCGCUCCCUCCGGUCUAAGCAUCACUCUGCCCUUCUCAAAGAUGGCAGCGCGGGAUUCGCCCCACUCCAAGAUGGCGGCGGAGGAGCCCCGCCCCGGGGCGGCGGAGCGGCGGCGGCCGGGGUGUCCUUGCGGCGGGCCCGGGGCUCGGGGCGCGGGACCAUGCUCGCCUUGGUGGCCAGGGCUGCGCACAUUGUCAGGUGGAAGAGGAGACCCACACAGACCGAGGGAGAGCUUUACGGGCUUUUCUGUCCUACCAGCCAUGGAUAGGAAGCAGAAGCAAGCAGAGAAGGCCAGGCCCUGUGGCCUGCUGAAGCAGACAGCUCUGAACAAGAUCCCAGGCAGAUUCCAGCUGCACCAGGAAGCACUGCCCUACCUGCCUGUGCCACCACUCCAGCAGACCCUGGAUCGGUACCUGCUGGCCCUGCAGCCCAUCGUGAGCCCCGAGGAGCUGAGCCACACACAGAAGCUGGUGGCUGAGUUCCGCAAGCCGGGAGGCGUCGGGGAGAGGCUGCAGAAAGGCCUGGAGAGAAGAGCCAAGAAAACAGAGAACUGGCUCUCAGACUGGUGGCUGAAGACAGCUUACCUGGAAUAUCGCCUGCCGGUUGUGGUCCACUCCAGCCCAGGUGUGGUUUUACCUAAGCAGGAUUUUCUGGAUCGACAAGGUCAGCUCAGGUUUGCUGCCAAGCUGAUCGAGGGUAUCCUGGAUUUCAAGACCAUGAUUGACAAUGAGACCCUUCCAGUGGAGUACAUGGGUGGGAAGCCUCUCUGUAUGAACCAGUACUACCAGAUCCUCUCAUCCUGCCGCAUUCCCGGCCCCAAGCGGGACUCCAUUGUCAACUAUGCCAAAGGCAAAAAGCAGUCCAGACACAUCACAGUCGUUCACAACUUCCAGUUCUUUGAGCUGGAUGUUUACAACAGUGAUGGAUCUCCCCUUACUGCUGACCAGCUCUUCAUUCAGCUGGAGAAGAUUUGGAACACCUCCCUCCAAACAAACAAAGAACCUAUUGGGAUCCUCACCACCAACCACCGAAACAGCUGGGCAAAAGCCUACAACAACCUCCUGAAAGACAAGACCAACAAGGAAUCCGUGCGUGCGAUUGAGAAGAGCAUCUGCACCGUGUGCCUGGACGCCCCCAUGCCCCGCGUGUCCGAGGACAUCUACAAGAGCCGCGUGGCCGCGCAGAUGCUGCACGGCGGCGGCAGCCGCCUCAACAGCGGCAACCGCUGGUUUGACAAAACCCUGCAGUUCAUCAUUGCUGAAGAUGGCUCCUGUGGUCUGGUAUAUGAGCAUGCUCCCUCUGAAGGCCCACCCAUCGUUGCUCUUCUGGAUCACAUCGUGGAGUUCACGAAGAAACCCGAGGUGGGCAAAUCAUCCACAGUUCCUCUGCCAAUGCCCAAAAAGCUGCGGUUUAACAUCACCCCAGAAAUCAAGAAUGACAUAGAGCAGGCAAAGCAAAACCUCAACAUAAUGGUUGAAGAUCUGGAUAUCAAAGUCAUGGUCUUCCAUCAAUUUGGGAAAGGGUUCCCCAAGUCAGAGAAGAUAAGCCCUGAUGCUUUUAUCCAGCUGGCUUUGCAGCUGGCAUACUACAGGAUGUACGGCCACGCCUGUGCCACGUACGAGAGCGCGUCGCUGAGGAUGUUCCGCCUGGGCCGCACCGACACCAUCCGCUCCACCUCCGUGGCCUCCCUCAAGUUUGUGCAAUCCAUGGACAGCCCUGACAAAUCGGACCAGGAGAAAGCAGAGCUGCUGAGGAGAGCCACACAGGCCCACAGGGAAUACACAGACAUGGCCAUUCGGGGCAAUGCCAUAGACCGGCACCUCCUGGGGCUGAAGCUCCAGGCAAUCGAGGACCUGGUGAGCAUUCCUGAGCUCUUCAUGGACACAGCCUAUGCUGUUGCAAUGCACUUCAAUCUCUCAACCAGCCAGGUCCCAGCCAAGACAGAUUGUGUGAUGUGUUUUGGUCCCGUGGUUCCAGAUGGCUAUGGAGUCUGUUACAACCCUAUGGAGGAACACAUCAACUUUGCAAUCUCAGCCUUCAAUAGCUGCGCUGACACAAACGCAGCCCGCAUGGCACAUUAUCUUGAGAAAGCACUGCUAGACAUGAGGAUCUUGCUCCAGGCUGCUCCCAAAUCCAAACUGUAAGAGGGAAACCCCCAGUGAAAUGGGCUAUCCCUGAUGCACUGAAGCUCCCAGUUCCUCAGAAAACCAUUCAGAGAACAGCCUGCCCUGGAACCUAUGAAGAUCUCGACCAUUUGUUUUCAGCAAAAUGUUACAGAAGAGCCACCUGCAGCUAUCAGACUCUGUAGUGAGAGGAAACACUGUCUCAAACCAAAGCAGAACUGACAGGGCUUCUCCCAUCAAUGCAAAAUGCACCUUCCUGUCCUCAAAGAGGACUCAAAUAUGAUUUUUAUAAAAACUACUGUAAGGGAAUACAGAAAGCACAGUCCUUACCAGUAUCUAAAUCCAUGUGGUGAGGAAGGUAGUUCUUGUCCAUGAAAAGCAGGGAAUGCUUCUUGUAUAAUAGAACUAUUCUAAGACCAAGUAUUUUUCCUGGUUUCAUCUUCUGAAGAGCAUCUUCCCAUCUUGACUGAAGAUGUUUCUACUGCUCCAGCAAAACUUCAUCAUUCAACUUCAGCAAGGGGAGAAGGAAGUUAAGCCAGAGCAGACGCAGUCUCAUGAAGAGAACACUGCACUACUUAUCCCAGACACUCCAACCAGUACAGGCUUUACAGGAAUGUUCCCUUCCCCUUGUUCAGGACACUGGGAUCUCAUUCCUCUGACACUGACCCUCUUAACAACAGAACAUGACUCAAUAGAAAUUAAGGUGACUGUUUCAGGUUAUUUUUGUUGUUCUUGCUCUGGGCUUUUUGUGAAGCUUCCUGCCAUGGUCUUACCAUUGAUCUUCCAGCUCAGCCUAAAGCUUUUUCCACUCUCCUCAUGUAAGUUUUUCCAGCUUUGGCUUUAUGUACCUCCACAUCUGCAGAGAUGAGAAGGGAUUGCCUAUGCAUUUAGCAGGACCCUUGCUCUGUUGUACUUUCCUUUGGAGCUGAGGAAAAGAAAAAGAUGCUGACUCUGUUUGCUAACAAGCCACGUGCCUGAUGUCCUUCAGGACACACACAUUAACCUAAUGUGGUUUCACACCUUGCUUUCAGAAACAGCAUUUUGUGCACAGUGUUAUGCCUGAGCUGUGGACAAAUAAGGAACUCCAGAACAUACUUCCAUCCCUGGCCCACAGAGUUGAAAUCUGUUACAGGCCAAAGGAAAAACAGCUGCAGAAACCCUUCUUUCACAUCACUCUGCUGUAACAAGGCAGAAAAUCUUCAAAAACAGGAAGAAAAUGGGGUACACAUGGACUUGUAGAUUACUUUCUGCACUGUGGCAGCCACUGUUCCUGCAGUAACAGGACAGCACCUUUUCUACCACUCCAGGGAGUUAUUUCUAACUGAGAUAUUACUGCAGUUUGUGCCAGCUUUAUUCUGUGAGUGAUCUAAUAUGAUAUUGUUUUUAUGUUCAGUUGACAAACUUGAGACAGUAAAAGUUUAUAUAUAAACAUCAACAUACAAUGGUAGCAUAGGAAUUACUUCCAACCAAUCUGCCAGAACCCAAGCUCCUGACUAUGCUUUUAUUUAGUAAAACCAUAUGGUAGUAAAGAAUUCUAGUGCUAUUUCUGCAGUAGGAAUUCUGUAUUUAAAUUGCACACUCUUCAAGAUGUGUCUGCUGGGAUGUCACCAUAAACAAGAAGCAUUAGGAGUGUGAUGGCCUGUUUUGUUAACAGGGAAAUAAUUGCAAGGGACAUGAUCAAAGUGCCUUGAUGAACAUGUAUGAAGAAAUUUGCACUAAAGCUUUUUAAAGUAAAGAAGAAAAAAUAAUUCUAAUUUGCUUCUGAAAAGAUACAAGCCAAUGCUUUGGCUUUUUAUUUUCUUGAAAGGAUGUUAUUUUAAAGCUUUUAUCUUAUACCUAAUAAGAUAACAAACCUUAAAAGAG